AUGAUUGAGUGUCGUUUGAAGCGUACUAGUUUGCAUCGUCAAAAGUAUAAUCGUAUAUACUUUUCUUGGCAUCUAGGUUUGAUUGGCGUUCAGCUGAGCAGUUCGCAGGAUCAUCUCAAAUUAAAGAAACUUACAUCGGAUCUGAUAAGCGCCAUUGCUGAAGCAAAUUCUGGAAAAAAGUAUGGAUCCCAAUGGGUGCCGUCUCUGGGAAAAGCUCUCGAAGAGGUCUACACCACAUCGUCACGACGAUGCUUCUUGUUUAGGUCACUAACUAAGAGAGUAGAAACAUUGUGCCCCAAGCCGCCCACGUAUCUACCCUCAUGUUACCCAUGCGGAAAACCAAAACCAAAACCACCACCGCCUCCACCAUCACGAGGUAAAGCUCCAGGAUUUCAUCCCCCGCCCCACCCAACCUACGAGCUUGUAUACCCCGAUGGCACCUACUUUCCCUGGUGCUACAUGCCGUUCUGCCCCACGAUUUGCCAGCCACCCUACUGUUAUCCUUGCGUACUACCCCAUUGUGAUCCCAAAUGCGUACCGCCAUGAUGCUAUCCACCAUGCAAGCCGCCUGCCUGCCAGUUUCCGCCUACUUGUUGGCAUCCCUGUUGUCCAAAUCCCUGCGUGGCUCCCAGAUGCAUUCCCGUAAACUCAGAAAUGAGUGUCACUCCGGGCUGUAUGGCACCCUACUGCCCGCCGCCCAUUGAUUGUUCUCCUCCGUACUGCCCAAAAAUUAUUAAGCCUAUGACUAACAAAAACACAAACAUAAUAUCUCUAAGAACAGGCAUGUGCCCCAUGAGGGACAUCGUGCGAAGAAUUUCUAGUAUGGGAUGACCGCCAAAUAUCUCGAAAUAAAGAGCACAUCUCCAGUUAACGCUCAUUUUUGUUUCAUUUGAAAUGUUCUGGGGACUUUAACAGGAAUAUCAUUUUAUGAUGACACUUCGCUUAUGGUGUUGUCUAUGCAGUUCGGCAGAUGGCGCCACCUAAACUUCUUAUAUAAGUCACUAAUACUUAGUUUUAAGUCUGUUGGCUUAGUAACGGGCAUCUAACAGUCGGGAAACUCGACUUUAUCGUUAUCUCUUGUUAAAUACUCUUCUCAUCUCAAAACUUAAAUUAAAUAAGUACAUCAAUAUUGCAAAAUAUUAAUGUCUUAAAAUGAAAUCAGUUUCCAACCAACAACAAUACUUGGGCUUUAUCCCACAGUUAUCAUACAUAUAUGUAAUGCAUUUUUAGCACUUUCGACGGCUUUAUAAAAAAAUGGCUAGGAGGAACACAAUCUUAUUUGGUUUGUAUCUGUAGAUCAUUCUUUUCAAUUUAAAAUGUACGUUAAUAGCAUUUAUCAUGCUAUUUUUAUAAUUUAUUGGGGGGUCUGCCUAAAACCGACACAAAACGCCACCAAGUGAAGUCUAAAAUGCGGUUCGCUUUUCUAAUAGUCCGUAAGAAUCUUUUCACUACUGUCAGAGAACGUACUACCUUUAAAAUAAAGUGGUGGUCCUACAGGUACACACUAUAAUGGCCCUAGUCACUCGUUUAAAGGAAAUUAAAAGCAGAGUUUUGAAUGCUUCUGGAACGGCCGUC
Molecule: messenger RNA, 1575 nt
Organism: Drosophila elegans
Lineage: Eukaryota; Metazoa; Arthropoda; Insecta; Diptera; Drosophilidae
Product: 36.4 kDa proline-rich protein
Exons: 2
Source: RefSeq, a predicted model, not a curated record